AUGAGCCAUCCAACUUCAAAGAAAUUACCAUCAACUACGAUUCACUAUCUACAGGAAGAGCAUACUAAAACACUAAAAAGUCUACAUGAAGAAAUUGAAAAACUACAGAAGAAAUGUUCGGAUCUAACGCUAGAAUUAGCCCUGAAAACGAAUACCGAGAAUGAAAAUAAUUUGAAUGUAGCAAAGUUAUGCGAAUCUAGAAACCGGAGUAGCGGUACAUACAGAAUUAGAAAUCAACUGAAAGAUUUAGGAGGAGAAAAUGAUCAAUUGAGAUCACAAAAUAAUCAAUUAUCACAAGAUAUUGCCAAUAGGGACUGUAUGAUUGAAGAGUUCAAAAAUCGACUUCACCAGGUCGAAGAGACUCAUCAAGAAGCUAUUAAAAUGAAAGACGAUAAACUUAUGCAACAAUGCAAAGAGUUAGACCUACGUAAAAAAUUAAUUGCUCAACUAAAUACUCAAUUGAUCCAAGUAUCAAACCAAGUCGUAAACUAUCAGCCGGCUAAUCGACCGAUAAUUUCACCAUCUCCUCCGGCUAGUGGUGCUCCAAGAUCUAGUAGUGGUAGGAUGAGGACGAUUAGAAAGACAACUUCAUCUCCACAAUUUGUCAUGAUUGACCAUCAUGGCAAUAGCCGUGGAGAUAUAACUGCUAAUGGUAUCCAGAGAACGCCUAAUUCCUCAUCAGAUCAUAAAAGUGGUCCUUAUAAUUCAGGUGGUUUACGAAAGACGAACCCAAAAAAUUCUAGUAGACGAUUAUCAGGUGAUUAUCACGAUCAGAACUUUAUUAUCUACGAUGAUCACUCUGGAGAUGUUCGGGUGAAUAAAACAACUGUUUUACCACCCAUUUCAAAUGAUACAAAUUGCUCAGGACGGCAAAGCAGUCCGAGUAAAAGAAGUUCCAUUGGUUCUGGUAGUGUUAAUAAUAAUCAUAAAAAGACAUCAAUUCAAAAUAAUGACAUAGGCACGGUUAUCGUUAAUCCUUUAGCUGUAAAUAAUGCAACGUGGGAUAAAACUAUUCAAUCUCCAACUAAUUCAAAAUCCUAG
Messenger RNA from Trichoplax adhaerens, 1041 nucleotides. RefSeq lists its product as uncharacterized. The record is from RefSeq and is a predicted model, not a curated record. The coding region runs from base 1 to 1041 and encodes 346 amino acids. The transcript has 4 exons. Lineage: Eukaryota; Metazoa; Placozoa; Uniplacotomia; Trichoplacea; Trichoplacidae.